Molecule: messenger RNA, 3819 nt
Organism: Pleurotus ostreatus (oyster mushroom)
Lineage: Eukaryota; Fungi; Basidiomycota; Agaricomycetes; Agaricales; Pleurotaceae
Exons: 4
Coding region: 1-3819 (1272 amino acids)
Biological process (GO): negative regulation of MAPK cascade; protein dephosphorylation
Cellular component (GO): cytoplasm
Molecular function (GO): protein tyrosine/threonine phosphatase activity; MAP kinase tyrosine/serine/threonine phosphatase activity
Source: RefSeq, a predicted model, not a curated record
AUGCAGAGGACGACGAAGCGUACGAAACCCCCAAAUCUUGCUCUUUUCCACCAAGAGCCCAGUGAAUCUUCAAAUAUCUCCCUCGAUUCGGACAGUGACGAGGAUGUCGACCUCGACGCCGACGGCCCCGAGCUCGACGACGACGACACGAUCAGCCCGCCGUACUCGAACGGCGUCCAUAGACACUCUAGAACGCUGCCCAUUUUGACUCUGGACUCGGACGGUGAUGAGGACAAGGACGACGGCGCAGAUGAUGAUAUCAAACUGGAUUUGGGUGACGACGGUGAUGCGGACGAGUUGUCAAAGGACCUACGCGCCCUCGAGAAGCUUCGCAAGUCUGUACAGAAGAACCUCCGACUGCGUCCAAUACGCUCGUCGCAGCGUCUCCCGAAGGUCUCCUUGACGCCGUCCGCGAACUCAGAAUCGCCUGCGUCGGCAAAAUCCCUGCUAUCUAAAUCCCCAAGCUUCCAGCGUCUGCGGAAGCCCUCUUCGCAGGCGUCUCUCACCCCGACUGAGCCUGCCCCGUCGCCUUCGCCGUCACCCAACACAACUGUGCGCUCGCCAUCGUCCUCGGUGUCGUACUCGUCGUCGAAAUCGCCAGGCUCACCCUGGAACGCCGUCGAUUCCACAAGCUCGACCGAUGACACCGAAACGGAUGUCGACACUGACGUAAAUACGGUGGAUACGGACGUGAGUGUUUCGACAACGGACACCAAUGUCAGCGACGAGCCCAUGAGCGCGACGAGUAUCAUCUCCAACUACUUCACACCGCUGUCCGAACACAAUCCCUCACCAACAUCGUUCCUUAUCAGCCACCCCCCGCUAUCACCUCCCAUGCAAACAUCCCUCGUGCCUACGCCCAUAACACUCGACCACCUGCAGUCGAUUCUUGCCAUCACAGAUACCCGUCCACUCAUGAUUGAUACCCGCCCCCCGCCAGUCCACCUCGCUGCCCAUGUAGUUGAUUCCGUCAACCUUGCGAUUCCGAGUCUUCUUCUGAAGCGCACGCGGAAGCAGAAGCGCUCAGUGACGAGUACCACGUUCCCCACCCUACAUUCUCUUCGUCAGUAUAUUACAACUGACGAGUCGCUCACUGUGUGGGACUCUCUGCUCGUCCAAGGCCAGCCCAGUGCACGAUGGGACGGCACGCUCGUCGUCUACGAUCACCAUAUGGAUGCUUUACAGAAAGAAGAUCCUAAUAGUGCCUCUUGGACUCUUCUGUAUAUCCUGGAACCAAUACUACGGGGCAUCUCUACUGGCCGUUUAUGUUAUCUCGAAGGUGGCUUCGCAGCCGCGCUGAGUCGGAAGGAUUUUGCAUCAGGCUAUAUCGUAGCUGGCAACAGCACGACUGGAUCUGCCUUCGUUGGGAAUGGUGGGUGGUUAACGGAGCCCGAUGCGAAGAAACCGAAGCCAAACGACACUCCCUCCAUAAAAAAGCUCCCUUCCCUUGGUUUGUUCCAACUGGACACACAAACGGCCGCGCGGUCGAAGCAGCUGCCAGAGAUAGACUUGAGCUCGUCUGCUACCGCGUCGCCCUCAGAAUCACGGCAAGACUUCACCACAUCCUCGAGUUCGCCCAACUUGUCGCCCAAUCCGCAAGGAUCUUCGUCCAACGUCUCCUCUCCGUCUCCGACCAGAUUACAUCAUCUCCACGUCUCCCCGCCCACAUCGUAUCUGACCGCGCAUACUAGCUCAUACCUUGGCGACCCUCCUCGCUCACCCAUGCCUGUGAUGCCCUCGGCUAUGGCAGCGUCUUCACCCAUAUCCCCGUACAUGAAUGGACGAUUUAAGUCAUCAAGUCUGGGGCCAGCUUCAUCUUCGCCUGGCCGGCAGCCCAGUACCACACCCUCUGGUACCCCUGGUUCUCUAGGUCGUGGCAAAAUUAGUGUCGCGAUACCAAAUCAUCUUAUCAUUGAUUCCUCGCCAUCACCGCCGCCUUCCCAAUCCCAUCCUCAUCUAUCUUUCCGAAAGCCACUACCACCUUCAAAUUUCCGCAGGCCAAGCAUUCAACGUCUGAACACAAGAUCAGUGGAAAAGUUACCGUCUAUAAGUACAGGCGUCGAACCCACGAAGCCAAAGCUUGGACUAGAUAUCAAGUCGACGGAGGGUCUACCACGCUUGGACAUCAAGUCGGCAGCCGCUGUCAGUUCCCUUCCGCGAUUAGACAUUAAGUCUGCGACGCGGACGAAAUCUGCUGAACGCCUCCCGAAACUCAGCUUACGCACGACAGGGAUUGGGCCGUCGGUCAAAGGGCGUUCAGCGACGCUAAGUGUACCGCCAAGUGCUAUUGGCGAUGGGGGCGGGUUCGCUAACAACUUUCGCGGAGGCGGAGGCAGCGGUGUUGAUGGCACUUUGGCUUGGGGUAGUAGCAUUGGAGGAAGUGGUUAUGGGGGGCACGGGAACCAGGCCAUGAGGAGUCCGGUCGACUGGGGAUUCCUGAACGCAGGCUACGGGAAGAUGGCGCAGACGGUGACCGGUGGGCAGGCAAUGCAGGAUGAUGAUAACACCGGAGAGAAGCUUGGUGAAGGCGAACGUGGGCGAUCGCGGGACAAGGGAGGAGAGGAUAGGCUUACGCCAUAUUAUACGCCGCCGCAUUCACCAGGGACUCCGAAAGCACCUGUCUUUGAAGGCCGCUUGAAUGGGUUUGACGAUACGCGGAACGAGAACGGGAUUCCUCCGUCGCCGAAGACUGCACGGCCGGAUUCGUCAUCUCCUGCGCCCGGAUUUCCUCCGUUCUUACCCCGUGUGGAUGUUGUUUCUAGCGACUCGUCUUCAAACGGCGAUAUCUCGUACCCUGCGUCACCAUCUCAUGCAGAGUUUCCUCGGUCACCGAUGGCCAUGUCAUUCGGCAUGGAUCCUCCACCUACAGCGUUUGGCAGCUCGUUUCCCCACCACUCCGACCUCGACCACGACCCAAGAAGCGACGAUACCGACGGUCCCCCGACAACAGAAGACCCACAUCCACCCUUCACUGUUUCUAUCAUCCUCCCGCAAUUCCUGUUCCUGGGCCCAGAGCCGUCUGCCGAGGACCAUCUGCAGAUGCUGAAAGAUCAUGGGGUCAAACGAAUAUUAAACCUUGCCAUCGAGUGCGACGAGAAUGACCAUGGGUUAGCUCUCGCACAGACCUUUGAAAAGUAUACGAAAAUAGCGAUGAGGGACCAUGUCGAGGAAGAGGGCGUAGUGGGCAAGGUGAGGGAAGUCUGCGAUAUACUUGACGACGCUCGCCUGCAUAGUGCCCCCACCUUCGUACAUUGCAAAGCUGGAAAAUCGCGCUCGGUGACGGCUAUCAUCGCUUAUCUGAUACACGCAAAUCACUGGACGCUAUCAAAAGCCUAUGCGUUCGUCCUCGAGCGUAGGAAAGGCAUCUCGCCUAACAUUGGCUUCGUCUCGGAGCUUAUGACAUUCGAGGAAGAAGAAUUGGGCGGAAAGAGUAUUGGCGUACAGCCGUCGGUUCCCGGAGGACAGCAAGGGGAUAGUAGCGUAAACCAGGCAUACCACGGCGUUGGUGCUGGUGGAAGGCGCGGUGGUCAUAUUCGUGAAUCGUUGCCCCCUGUGUUCACCACCGCCGGCCCAGUGUCAGCCUUGGAGCCGAUUGGGAACGGGUUGGGAGGGGAGGGCGAUGCUGGACCGAUGAGCGCUGGGACAUUGUUGGUAGGAAGUGUACGCGCCGAAGUGGGGCAAGACAUGGAGAUUAAGGACGCGCAGGGUAGAUGGCGGCAUGCGCGUCGCGCUCCCGUAGACGAGCAGACCUUGCAACCGAUGCGGCGAGUUAGCAAGGCCGGGUUAGAGAGUUCUGCUUAUGGUUAUGGUGUUCCAUGA